GGAGGACAAGAGCGCAACUACAAGCUCUUAGAAAGCGGAUCCAAAAAAAAUCAAGCUCAAGGACAUCUUCAAGAGAACGAGGGGGGCAAGAACUUCUUACUCACGCCAGAGAACAGUGGGUUCGACAGAAUCAUUGUGUCUGAAUAUCUUCCAGCAGUGCAUCAAAUUGGGACUUCAUCAAAUAUCAAAAGUCGUGACAACAAGAUCAUGAACGCUGAUCAAGCAGCAAAAGCGAAGUCCGCGUUUGCCACGACUUUGCGAGCACUGUUUCCCUCUACUACAUCUUCGUGUGGUCGUAACCCUGAUAAAACAAAUAACUACGAAGAUGAUCAGCAGCAGGUGCAGGGCCCCCUCCAUUAUGUUGAUAAAGGUAUCAACAAGCAAAUGCCUUUUUUUUGGUUCGACAAGAAGCAGAGGGAGAAGUCUUCACCAGUCAGGGACUCACCGGUCGAGAAUGUCCCGAGUGUCGCGAAUGUGUUAAGGGACGAGGAGCCGCCGGCUACUAAGGAACGAACGAACAAGGCCUCGGAUGAAAUUUCGUCGUCUGGCAACAUUGCAC
Molecule: messenger RNA, 559 nt
Organism: Amoebophrya sp. A25
Lineage: Eukaryota; Dinophyceae; Syndiniales; Amoebophryaceae
Source: the annotation of a GenBank genome assembly